ACCAAACACAGCAAUCGUGUGGGAAGGGCGAGGUGACUUAAACGUCAACGAGCCACAACCCUUCCUUUCUGCUUCUGAUUUACUCUGCAAAUUGAAACAACACGACAAUGCGUGCCGGCCAAAUCUCACGCGCCACCGUGGCAUUUCAAAUCCUCCUUUGUCUGCUCCUCGUUUUCGUCAUCCAUUGCUCCGGACAGCAAAAUUGCAGCAAGACAUGUAUUGCAGAACAGUGCGACACGAUCGGAAUCAAAUACGGCAAGUAUUGUGGGGUGGGCUAUACGGGUUGUCCCGGGGAGGAACCAUGCGAUAAUCUCGAUGCUUGUUGUAUGGCCCAUGAUGACUGCGUUGACAAAUUUGGAAUGACUCAUGUGAAAUGCCACAAGAAAUUAAAGAAUUGCCUAACCAGGGUACAAAAAUCUGGCAAGGUUGGAUUUUCCAAGGAGUGUCCUUACAAUAUAGCUGCACCUACUAUGAUAAGAGGCAUGGACUUAGCCAUCUUGCUGAGCCAAUUGGGUGAUUCCGUUCAUGAUCUGUGACAAACUUGAAUCCCCUUGAUACCCAUUAACAAACUUCAAAUUGAUCUUAUGAUCCUAUUGAGCCUGAUUAGGCCACUAUUUUUGUUUUACUAUGCUGUUAUUUUUUAUUAUAUCCCAGAAGAACUGCAAGGUUCUAACAUUAUUGAAAGAAAUGACA
Abrus precatorius (Indian licorice) is the source of this 693-nucleotide messenger RNA. Its product is annotated as probable phospholipase A2 homolog 1. Bases 108 to 536 code for a protein of 142 amino acids. The record is from RefSeq and is a predicted model, not a curated record. The transcript is spliced from 3 exons. Gene Ontology annotation, biological process: lipid catabolic process; arachidonate secretion; phospholipid metabolic process. Lineage: Eukaryota; Viridiplantae; Streptophyta; Magnoliopsida; Fabales; Fabaceae. Gene Ontology annotation, molecular function: calcium ion binding; A2-type glycerophospholipase activity.